Messenger RNA from Paramecium tetraurelia, 3246 nucleotides. RefSeq lists its product as uncharacterized. Gene Ontology annotation, biological process: protein import into nucleus. The record is from RefSeq and is a predicted model, not a curated record. Gene Ontology annotation, cellular component: cytoplasm; nucleus. The transcript has 2 exons. Gene Ontology annotation, molecular function: nuclear import signal receptor activity. NCBI's taxonomy places the organism in Eukaryota, Ciliophora, Oligohymenophorea, Peniculida, Parameciidae.
AUGAAUUUUCAAGAAUAACUUUAGUAAAUUAUAUAGGGGAUAUUCUCUCAAAAUAAUUAGAGUAGAAAAUAAGGGGAAGAUCGGUUGGCUUAACUAAGAGAGGCUUAACCAAAUGAAUUUGUAAUGCAAAUGCUCAAUCUUUGUAGACACGAGGAAUUAAAAAUCAGACAAUUUGCUCCAGUUUACUUGCGAUAUAGUCUGUCCAAGUUUGCUCCAAAGAGUCACAAGAAUGUUUGGAAUUAAUUGAUAUCAGAAACCAAAGAAACUGUAAAGUUGCAUCUCUUCUAAUUUAUUGAAGUGGAAAUGAGUCAUAUAGUCAGAAACUAAUUGUGCGAUACAAUAGGUGAAAUAGGGGGAUCCUUGUACGAGGAUGACAGCCAUAAUGAAUGGCAUAAUUUGCUACCAACCUUAUGGCAGAUGUUUUUGUCACCAAAUAAUGAUAUAAUAGAGUGCGGAUUCAAAAUCCUUGGGAAUCUCUUUAUGUAUUCAAUUGAUCAAUUCGAUAAACAUUACCAGGAUCUUCAUACAUUGUUUGUUUAAGGAUUAGCCAGUCCGUAAAUUAAAAUUAAAUCGUCUACCAUGCAUGCUCUCGGUAAUUAUGUUAAAUAUGCAUUGCCUGCUCAAUAUAAGAUAUUUUAAGACUUGAUCUCAAAUAUGAUGAAGUCUGCACUCGAUAUCACAAUAUAAGAUCAAUCUUUAGGAGAGGGAAUCAUGGAAGUGUUCUCAAACAUAGUGGAUUCUAAACCUAAGUUUUUGAGAAAACAGUUCAAUAUCUUCUUUAAUGGUAUAUAUUGCAUGUUCAGAGAAUCCCAAAUUGACAAUGGUGUUAAACGAAUAGGAACUGAAACUUUAUUGAGUAUGGUUGAGAAAUUUCCAGGAUUGUUUAAAUUUGAAAAAAUCUAUUUAAUGUAAGUAGUUGAGAUGAUAUUCUAUCAUAUGAUUCAAAUAAGUUCCACAAUCACCGAUGAAUGGAUGAAGCCUCCAGAAGGAUUUAACGAUGAUAUAGAAUAGGAUGAAGACUGUGAGACUACAAGAUUUGGAAUGUCGAGUAUAGAUAGACUAAUAGAAUCAUUAGGCAGAAAGGAAAUGUUACCUUUAUUAAAUCCAAUUGUAAGUGAGUUGUUAAGACAUUAAGAUUGGAGAUGUAAACAUGCUGCUAUAAUGGCUUUAUCUCAAGUAGGUGAAUACAUAGACUAAGUUACUGAUAUCAAAUCAACUAUAGAAUUGAUAUUGCCAAUGUUGAAUGAUAGUAAUUCAAUGAUUAGAUAUGCUGUAUGUCAUGCAAUUGGAUAGAUUGCUGAUGAUAUGAAACCGAAGUUCCAAGAAUCUUAUUUGCACAUUGUAGUGCCGUAAUUUUUGAACCGUUUAACUCUUGAAGAUGUGCCAAGAGUAAACUCCCAUAUUUUGGCUGCUCUUACCAAUUUUGUGGAGGGUACUGAAAAAGGCAUCGAGGCCUAUUUACCUAAUUUAAUUCAGUUGUCAAUUAAAUUUUUGAACAUAGGCAUUUCUAUUGAGAAAGAAAAUGCCAUUAGCGUUAUUGCAGCCACAGCAGAAUCAAGUAAAUUGUUCUUUAUCCCCUACGUGAAUGAAUUAUUACCAUUGUUAUUCUAAAUAUUUUCAACUCAUCAAACCAAACAGUACAGAUAGUUGAAAGGUUAGGCUAUUGAAACAAUCACCUUAAUAGCUUCGGCAGUUGGAGAGUAAGUGUUUCUACCUUUCUUAUAAUAGACAGUUUAGAUUCUAAUUCAAGUAUAAACUAGUAAUUUGGAAGCCAUUGACCCGUAAAAGUCUUAUGUACUUUCAGGAUGGCAGAGGCUGGCUUUAGUUUGCCCUUAGCAAUUAGCCAAAUACCUGGGUGAAAUUGUGCCUUCCUUAUUCAAACUAAUCUAAUAGGUGUUUAACAUCAACACCACAGAAUCAAACAAAAAGAAAGAAUUGCUUACUUAUGAUAAUGAGGAAGCCGAAGUUGCAAUACAUAUGUUAUCAGUCUUUAUUGAGGAACUAAAACAGUCAUUCUUUCCUUUUGUGGAGAAGUGCAUAGAAUUGAUUGUGCCCUUGUCCUAAUUCAACUCUGAUGAGACCAUUAGAAGUGCUGCUUGCAAGUGUUUGGUCAGUUUGGUCAAGGUUGUAAAGGAAACCAACAACUCAUAGUAAUUGAUGAAUGGGGCUAAGUAUUUUCUUGGUAUCAUUUUGGAAGCUGCUUUUAAAGAAUCUGAUCCAUCUGUGAUUAUUGAAUAGAUUGAUUGUAUUAAACAAAUCAUAGAUAUUGUAUCCUCACCUUUUAUGACAACAGAGGAAGUCUCAGAGCUAUCUGAUAAAUUAUUUAAAUUAUUGUUAGAAUCGGAUAAGCGAAGGGCUUAGAACGAGAAUUUGGCUAAGGAAGAAGAUGUGGAUGAGGAUGAAAAGAACGCUAUAAAGGAGUAGACGGAAACUGAAGAGAAUCUGCAUGGAAAGAUUGCUGAAUGCAUUGGUUCAUUAUUUGAAUCUCAUAAGGAGUUGGUCUUACCUCUCUCUGAAGUUAUUUGCAAUCAAAUAUUACAAAAGGUGCUUGAUUAGCCCAAAUUUGUUAAGAUGCAUCAAUUUGGACUCUCACUUUUAGAUUACAUCGUAGAAUAUUUUGGAUUUCCUUAUAUCCAAAAACAUUUCAUUGAUUUUGCUUAAGUCUUAACUAUCUAUGCAGUUGAUCCGAUAUGCUCAGUCAGAUAGGCAGCUGUAUAUGGAAUAGGUGUAAUGGCUACAAACACUCCUUAAGAGUUGUAUUUAUAAGUCUCGCAAUCCCUAAUAAAAGCAGUGGUCGAUUCGUUGAAAGCACAGAAAAAUGAAGAUGAAAAUGAAAAAUAAUUUGGAUUAGCAAGAGACCAUUCAAUCUCUGCUUUGGGUAAAAUCCUUAAAUCUCAACCGCAAUCAUUGGGAUAAGAUUUAGUUUGGGGUUUUGAAACUUGGUUAUAUCUAUUGCCUUUGCAAUACGAUAAAAGAUAGGCACACUUCUAGCAUAAUCUAUUGGCUGAAUUCAUAAUAUAAAAGGGAGGAUACUUCGUUAAUGGUAAAUCUGAAAAUGCAUUUCAUAUUCUCAAAGUACUUGCUAAUUGUUAUAAAUCAAAGUGGUCUACAAUUUCAUUAGAUUCAUAAAUAGUUAAUGCGCUUAGGGUCUUUGAAUAGUUAGACUCAGUGAAGGUCUUUCUGCAAUAAAUAUUUUUAAAAUUGAGUCCUGAAGAUCAGAAGAAAUUAUUAGAAAUACCUAAAUGA